CGUGGAGUUACGCGGGCGACGCGAAGGUGCGCGGAAUGUCGGAAGAUCAAUGAUUCGUCCUACAUGCACUAGAGCAGCGCCGGAGGUCUCGGAGAGGAAGGAUAGCCUUCGCCCAACCCCUCGCGGUAUCAUACCCAUUCAAGAAUACUCGAGUCAAUAUAUUCGGUGGUGUGCGUGAAUCGGGCGCCCCGCGGACCGGACGACGAUACGUUUCCACAUAUUCUACGUCGUGUAUAUUUGUAAACACGGAUUAUAGACGGUAUCGGCCGAUUAGUCUUCUGGCGAAAAACUCGGCAACUACAGUGUCCUCGAGAUCGUCGUUCCGUUCACGUCGAUGACGAUAAUGUACGUUAGAUACGGUGUGUUUACGGUGAACGUGUUGGCCGUUUGCCAAUCGUGAAGGAGACCCUCCGUUUGAUUCAUCGCCGAACUACCCGAAGAACAUAGACUAUGUCGCUCGUCGCCAGCGUGAAGAAUCUCCAAGCCCUGAAAUGCAAGGGUGAAAAAUACCUGAGGCUCGAUUUUCGAGGUGCAUCUCAUUAUUCCCAAGGCCUCGAGGAUAACGGUGACCUCAUCUCAAUUGACCAGAGUUUCACGUGGAACCUUGGAAGACCUGUUGAAGAUGUCGAAACGCUGCAACUGGCCGUCGUAUCCAAAGGGAUGCUGCGAGGUGAAAAAAUCGUGGCCAGAUACGAUCUCGUUCUUCAGGCGGUCGUUAGAGAAGGAAGAAUUUUGGUCAGCGAUUGCCUCGUCGACCUCAACAACAGACCGAUUCCGACAGUCGUCACGUUCGAAGUCCGUUACACACCUCCGGACGGUAGUUGUAGUUCUUACGCCGGUACCGAGGUCAUGGAGGACGAACAACAAAUGCUCAUCGAUAUCGAGCAGAACAUAGCGAAUCUGGAACGUAGUCUCGAGCAAACGGGGACCGUUCGCCGUCGAGGUUCUUGGCACAGUCCGGAAAAAAUGAAAAAGAGAGUCGCGGGGCCCGUUCAACGUGGAAGUUCAAUGUCCGCGUCGGAAAGAUCACCGGAUCGUAAACGGAGUUCCACGCUGAAGAGCGUUCGUUCGUUGAUGAGACUGGGCAAGCAGCGUCCACCGCGAGAAAAAUCCACCGACAGUAAUUCGGAGACGCGUCAACUUCUCGAACAACGAGAUUCCAGUUGCGCUUCGUCGAGCGCGGUUUCCCGCACCAAUUCGUCAACGUCCCUCGAAUUGAACCAAUCCGACAACGACAGUCAGAUCAGCGUCCACGAGGAACGCGACUCGAUCGGCAAAACCCCCAAAAAAAUCAAACCGAAGAGCAGCGAGACGGGUCAGAGCGCUCUCAAAGCUCAGGACUAUCAAGUCUGUGUGACGGUGAUAGAGGCGAGACAACUCGCCGGACUUAAUAUGGAUCCCAUGGUCUGCGUUCAGGUUGGCGACCAGAGAAAAUAUACGAGCGUCAAAGAAUCUACAAACUGCCCCUACUACAACGAGUACUUUGUUUUCGACUUCCACAUGCCGCCGAUCAUGCUGUUCGACAAAAUUAUCACACUUUCCGUGCAGCAAUCGCGGAAUCUUCUACGCGCUAAUCUAACACUGGGCAGCUUUAAGUUAGACGUAGCCACCGUCUGGGCUCAGCCAGAUCAUCAAUUUUAUCACAAAUGGGCACUGCUCACCGACCCCGACGACGUCGCCGGUGGACCAAAGGGAUAUCUGAAAUGCGACAUCAGCGUCAUAGGGAAAGGUGAUUCGGUUAAAAUACCACCGAAAAGUGAAAAGGACGAGGACGACAUCGAGGGCAAUCUUCUACUGCCGGAUGGCGUACCGAUCGAAAGACAACGAGCUAAAUUCGUCGUAAAGAUUUACCGAGCCGACGGUCUUCCCAAAAUGAACAGCAGCAUAAUGGCCAACGUUAAAAAAGCUUUCACCGGGGAAGCGAAGGACCUCGUCGAUCCCUACGUCCAAGUUUCUUUCGCGGGACUUUGCGGUAAAACGAGUGUGAAACGCAACAGCUACGCGCCGGUGUGGAACGAACAGAUAGUCUUUACGGAAAUGUUUCCGCCGCUCUGUCAACGUAUGAAAAUACAACUUCGCGACAACGAUCCGGUACACGCUACCGUAAUCGGUACGCACUUUGUCGAUCUGAAACAAGUAAGCAACGACGGUGAGAAAGGAUUCUUACCGACGUUCGGACCCGCUUUCAUUCACAUGUACGGCAGCAUCAGGGAUUACAGUUUAAUAGACGAACAUUCCACCCUGAACACCGGGCUUGGCGAGGGCAUCUCUUACAGGGGAAGACUUCUGAUAGCCAUCAGAACGGAAAUAAGCGACAAUAUGGACAUGGCCCCUUCGGACGUCGAGGUCGAACCGACAACGCCGAUAACCGAAUCGUCUUACGCGCGUAACGAGGAGUUUUUCAUGUUCGCCACAAUUUUGGACGCGACGAUGAUCGACAAGAGGAUCGGGGACAAACCGAUGUAUUUCGAAAUAUCGAUCGGUAACGCCGGUAACGCUUUGGACGGGCAUAACGAAACUUCGAAGGUUUGUGAAAUCAAUGUUUCGGGCGGCGCGAGCGGAAGCGGUGACGAGGAGGAAUUUCAGGAGGUCGUCACCGGAUCCUGCCAAAGUACGACACCCCCGUGCAAACCGAUGACUCACGACAAAAUGUACUAUUUCUUACCAUACUGGGACGACAAACCCUGUCUACACGUUAGGAGUAUAUGGCCCGAUUAUCGGCGAAGAAUGUACAAUAGUAACAUAAUCGGAAAAAUUGUCGACAAACUGGAGGAAGGACUCGCGGAGGUUUUAACGCACGCCGAAGACACGAUUGGAGAAAAAUAUUUGAAAAGCGUACUCGACGAGUUGAGUAGUAACUGUAAUCGGUACGUAAGCAUCAGUAGAUCGUCGGUCACGGGUCCCGGUGUUGGUAAAACCAAAUUGGACAAAGAAAGAAUCAAACUUUGUCAAAGGGAAAUUGAGAGCGUGGGGAACAUGUCGAAAAAUUUGAAGGCGGUCGUCACCAAAAACUCCUUCAGAGAACGACUCAAGACUGCGCAGAGUUACUUACAGAAAUUGAAACUACUCGUCGAAGACCCGCAGGAUUCUCUACCGGAUGUAUUCAUAUGGGUAAUAAGUUCCGGCAGAAGAGUUGCGUAUCACAGAAUUCCCGGGAGGGAUUUGGUUUAUUCCAUUGUCGACGAAGAAUGCGGUCGUCAUUGUGGAAAAAUACAAACGAUGUUUUUGAAGUUACCAGGUAAGAAGAGAUUCGGCCCCUCGGGAUGGUCGAUCCAAACCAAAUUACAAAUUUACAUGUGGCUCGGGAUAUUGAAGCACAAGAAAUACUUCAUCCAGGGUCUGCCCAAGGGAUACGAAGUCAGUCACGAACUUAGAAACGUCGACCGCCCCAGAGCUCUGCCACCCUCCGUGAUACACUACGUCAAAAAACACAAAUUUCAGUUGAGGGCGCACAUGUAUCAGGCGAGAUCGUUGAUCGGUAGCGACGCCUCGGGGUUGUCCGAUCCUUUCGCCAAGGUUAUUUGCGGCGAAUUUUGUAGGUCAACGCAGGUCAUCGACGAAACCUUGAGCCCGACGUGGGACGAACUUUUAAUAUUCGACGACAUAUUGAUAUACGGAACUGCUGAGGAGAUAAAAAACGACCCACCUUCGAUCGUCAUAGAGCUCUUCGAUCAGGACAAAGUGGGCAAGUCGGAGUACAUCGGAAGAGCGAUCGCCCGACCCCAUGUGAAGUUGGCGUCGGAGUCGUACGCUCCACCCGAAUUUCCACCCUCGUUGGAAUGGUACGACGUCACCAGAGGAGCCGCUAGGGCUGGUGAGCUUCUGGCCGUUUUCGAGCUUCUCGAGCAUCCCCAAACCAGAGAUGCUUACGGAUUUCCGACUCUUCCCGAUCCGAAAUACUGCCCGGACUCUGGCCAGACUCCCCAGACAACCCCGACGUCCGGGGGUGCCGAUCGCGGACCUAUACUUCCGGUACCUAUCGGCAUAAGACCGACUCUUUCGAAAUACAGAAUCGAGGUACUCUUCUGGGGUCUGCGUGAUCUGAAACGGGUGCAUCUCCUCACGGUCGACAAGCCACGCGUCGACGUUGAGUGCGCUGGUCACAUUCUUUAUUCGUCGGUCGUACCGAACGCGAAAAAAAAUCCAAACUUUAACACCCUCAUAAAAUUCAUGGAACUCGAGCUGCCCGAACAGGAACUUUAUCGACCGCCGUUGACCAUUCGGGCUGUGGAUUGCCGAAGUUUUGGUAGAUAUACUCUCGUCGGAACACACACGAUAAACUCUAUUCAUAGAUACAUGUACGUACCGCAGUCGAAACGUAAUGCCGUAAAAGAUGUUGCGGAUGAUCGGAAGAGAAGUCUCCAUCAGUUGCAAUCUUUCGAACAAUCUAAAAUGAAACAUCAGCAGACCUCGUUACCCGAAUCAUUGACGGACAUCGAGUCGAAUCACGGCGAUUCCGUUAUCACCUUGGGAUUUGAAUUGGACGGUUGGGCGGCCGCGAAAAGAGACAAAACCGAGCAGAAUUUUCGACGAAAGCAGAGCUUGGUCAACGAUAUCAGUGCAGAGUUCAGCGGUCACGAGGACGAGGAAGGUAGCCAGGAUUGGUGGACGAAAUAUUUUGCCUCGGUGGAGGCGAUGAUCGAAGAAAACAAGGAGAUACGUAAGGAAAAAUCGCUGUUCCAGAAUCAGCAGAACGGCAAUUUGCCGAUAUACCUGGACGAGGAUUUCGGCCUACCGGGCAACACGACGGGUUCGACGAGUGGGAAUAAAAGUCCCGGCGUUCAUUCGGCCAAGAAACUUUUCAGCCUCCGAUCGCCAGGGACGGCGGCAAAAUUUGCUUCGAAAUUGAGUCCCAAACACGUCGCGCGAAAAACUUGUCACAAAACCGCGUUACUCAAAAUUUAUCCGAACGAGUUAGAGGGGCAGCCGGAAUACGAACAUUUCAAGGAGUGGCUUCACACCUUCGAGUUGUAUCGCGGUAAAAAAACCGGCGACGAGCCUGAAGACGAGUCGCGAAUAGUCGGCAGUUUCAAAGGAGCGUUAAAAGUAUACAAAUGGCCACUCACGAAGGAUGUGGCGGAUCACACGAUCAUGGGGUUCGAUCCUCAGUACGGUUUUUUCCAAGGUGUGCCAUCGAACGAACCGAUACACGUACUCGUCAGAGUCUACGUCGUCAAAGCGAACGAUUUGCACCCUUGUGAUCUGAACGGGAAGGCCGAUCCCUACGUAGUUCUUCAGCUUGGGGGGAAGAGGUUGAGCGACAAGGAUAGCUACAUAUCGAAGCAGUUGAAUCCGGUGUUCGGAAAAUGCUUUGAGAUCGAGGCUACUUUUCCGCAGGACUCACUUUUGACGGUACAAAUAGUGGACUGGGAUUUGGUUGGGGCUGACGACCUGAUCGGCGAGACUAAAAUCGAUUUGGAAAAUCGUUUCUACAGCAGACAUCGAGCGACUUGUGGCCUGGCUAAAAAAUACGACGAAUUUGGGUACAAUAAAUGGCGGGAUGCGAUGAAACCGACUCAAAUAUUAUCCAAGCUCUGUAAAGAUGGAAAAAUUGACGGUCCAACGUACACUCACGGUCGAGUAACGAUAGGUCGGAAAAAUUUCGUUCUGCCUACCGACGUUAUGGAAAAUUACGUCCACACGAAAGAAAUGGAGGAGCAUCUUGCCUUGGCAGUCUUGCAUCAAUGGCACUUAUUCCCUCGCAUUGGAUCGGCACUGGUACCCGAACACGUCGAGACACGGCCAUUGUACAAUCCCGAUAAGCCCGGCAUCGAACAAGGUAAAUUAGAAAUGUGGGUCGAUUUAUUUCCGAUGGAUAUGCCUCUCCCGGGUCCACCGAUUGAUAUCUCUCCAAGGAAACCAGAAAGCUACGAACUCAGGAUCAUCAUUUGGAACACGGAUGACGUAGUUUUGGAGGACGAUGCAUUUUUCACCGGUGAAAAGAUGAGCGAUAUUUACGUCAAAGGGUGGCUCAAGGGACCAGAAGAUUGCCAAUGUACGGAUAUCCACUACAGAUCGUUGACGGGAGAAGGUAAUUUUAAUUGGCGAUUUAUAUACCCCUUCGAUUACCUCGUGGCCGAGGAGAAAAUUGUUAUAAAUCGAAAGGAGAGUUUGUUCAGCUGGGAUGAGACGGAAUGUAAAAUACCUGCACGACUGGAGCUACAGGUAUGGGAUGCGGAUCAUUUUUCCGCCGACGAUUUUCUGGGCGCUAUCACCUUGGAUUUGAAUCGAUUUCCACGGGGAGCGAAAAACAGCAAGCUCUGCACUCUAGGGAUGUUGAAAACCGACGGAACGGUACCCACCGUAAACAUAUUCAAGCAAAAACGCAUAAAAGGCUGGUGGCCAUUUUAUGUUAAAAAAGAAAACGAAGACAUGGAAUUGACGGGAAAAGUCGAGGCUGAAAUUCAUCUGUUGACCAAAGACGAAGCUGAAAAAAAUCCAGCUGGUUACGGAAGAAACGAACCAGACCCUCUCGAUAAGCCAAACCGACCCGACGCCUCAUUCAUGUGGUUUUUAAACCCUCUCAAGUCGAUAAAAUACAUCGUAUGGCACAACUACAAAUGGGCGAUUCUCCGAGUCCUCGUACUUCUAGCCGUAGUUGUUUUGAUUCUUCUAUUUUUCUACGCCAUUCCCGGCUACUCGGUUAAAAAGAUGUUGGGCGCUUGAUUUGAUCAGUCGCAUCGCUUUGUAUUUUUACACGCACCGCAGGUCACACCAAUAACACCGGUCUCAGCAAUUCUGUUUGUUAUUGACGCAAUAUUUCUCAUGUACAAAACUGUUAGAGAGGAGUACGUAGAACAUACUCCAGAUUUCGCACAUAUCUUCGAGGGGACCGAUUUCACUUCAACAUAGCGACACAAUUCACACAAAUCACGAACGUACGUACGCAAUACUUUAUUAGCGAUAAAAUAUUUUUGUCUUUUUCAAUUGUUAUCUGUAAUAUGAUUCUCGUUAGCAGAGUGAUUUGAUCUUAUUAGCGAAUUAGAAUAAUGAUAAUCAAUUGCUCAUUAUGAUUUAUAGAGCAUGUGAUCCAUGAGAACAAAUCGUCGGUACAAAUGAAUGUCCGACGUUGUGGCGCAUACAGAUUUUUAUCCCAUGUUAUUCGCUCAAUCCGAUGCAAAUAAAUAGUUUAUUAAUAAAAAUGACAAUUAAAC
Molecule: messenger RNA, 7154 nt
Organism: Athalia rosae (coleseed sawfly)
Lineage: Eukaryota; Metazoa; Arthropoda; Insecta; Hymenoptera; Athaliidae
Product: otoferlin
Exons: 27
Coding region: 451-6666 (2071 amino acids)
Biological process (GO): plasma membrane organization
Cellular component (GO): membrane
Source: RefSeq, a predicted model, not a curated record